Messenger RNA from Pseudogymnoascus verrucosus, 1208 nucleotides. RefSeq lists its product as uncharacterized. The transcript has 3 exons. Bases 254 to 1012 code for a protein of 252 amino acids. The record is from RefSeq and is a predicted model, not a curated record. Lineage: Eukaryota; Fungi; Ascomycota; Leotiomycetes; Thelebolales; Thelebolaceae.
CUUCUCGGUCAUUCCCAACCUGACAUACACUCACAGCCACGCAUUUGGAGAUUUUCUACAUUUUUAGAAGAUGCAGCUGAAGGUUAGUUAUCCGCUGUGGCUUUUAGGCAGUCGUAAGCAUUCUGCUUUAUUUUUAUUUUUGUUAUAAGUUCUCAUCUGGUAGAUAUCCCCCUCAAACUCCCUUCCAUCUGCACCAUCCAUUCAAUUGCCUCCUUUCUCUAUACAUAUUUCUAUCUUUACGCACACGCACACCAUGUUCAACACAGCAGGAAAAAUUGCUAUUGCGCAAUUGGCCUUCUUUAUAAUCGCCAUUUUCCCCGCGCUCUACUGCCUCUUCAAGCACGGACAGCAUGGCCUCUUAGGCUGGGGUUUCCUCUGUGUCUUUUGCAUCAUACGAAUUGUCGGUGCCGCCAUUAUCGUCAGCGAUGAAUCUACAAACAAGACACUCAGCGAGGCCGGGCUGAUUAUUGCCUCGGUAGCCAUUGCUCCUCUGAUCAUUUCUAUCGGUGGAAUAGCACAUGAAUCAUACACCUCUAUCAAAUCGCACAGACGAAUCAUAUUCGGAUUUCUCCCUCACGUUGUGGUUCAUUUUGGCUGUGUAGCAGCAAUCGCUAUGAUAGCUCUAGGGUAUACCAAGUUUGAGAAGAUCGCUUCUACCACGAGUGAUAUGAAGACGAGAUUAGACAUGGUUCGUGCGGGAGGCAUACUCCUCCUUGCUGUGUGGCUCGGUAUCGCUGUUAUUGUGGCUGUCUCGUUUCUUUAUCCUCGAGAUUUACGUGGAGAGAAACAACUCAUUAGAGGUGUUGUUGUUGCCAUGUUGGCGAUGGUUGUCCGGAUUCUCUACACAACAUUAGGCGCUUUUAUAAAAACAGCGUCAUUUAAUCUAAGGACUGGUGGGACAAUUGCAGAAAAGGUAGUUCUUGAUCUCCUGCCGGAAUUUAUCUUCACCUUCGCUCUUCUGGCUGCGGGUAUAGCUUCUCGGAAUCUUAAAUAUGAGAGGGAGAUGAAGUGAAAUCAGCUGUGGGGGUAGGGGUUGCGCAAAUGACCAGGGCAGAAAGCCCCGUUAGUAACUUACGACGAAGUGCAAUCUGAAGGGUUUUGGGUCAUGAGUAUCAUGAGUAUUGCUUUAAUGUAGAAUUUGUGAUGAGCCUCACUAUGGCGUGUCGAGUAUGAAAAAUGAAAGAAGCCUAUUUCAUAUAGAGAACGAG